Molecule: messenger RNA, 919 nt
Organism: Panicum virgatum (switchgrass)
Lineage: Eukaryota; Viridiplantae; Streptophyta; Magnoliopsida; Poales; Poaceae
Product: gamma-glutamyl hydrolase 2-like
Exons: 4
Coding region: 291-596 (101 amino acids)
Biological process (GO): tetrahydrofolylpolyglutamate metabolic process
Cellular component (GO): vacuole
Molecular function (GO): gamma-glutamyl-peptidase activity
Source: RefSeq, a predicted model, not a curated record
UCAUGCUAUAGGAUGCAACCGCUGGUUCCAUUGUUAAGUCAUGCCUUGCUUGCAUUUGGCUAGAGGAUAGAACUUUAGGUCAAUGUGCUAUUUUUUUUUUGAACUUUGCUGGUAUUCUCUACAGCUUGACUUUGAUUAGAGCAAAUAUACAAUUUUUUACAAUAGGCAUUUGAGUACCUUGCAAUAGACAUUUUUGUCAAAUAGUACAUGCAUUUUCAGUAAUUUCCUAUAGAGAAUUAUAUCAAUUAUUAAAAGCAGUUCAUACUUUCCAGUGGGCAAAUACAUCAAAUAUGAGAAGCAGUUCAUUACUUUCCAGUGGGCAAAAACUGAGUUCAGUGAAUGGUGUGUUGUUUACCGGUGGAUCAGAGAAGCAAGGUGUAUAUUUUGAGACAAUAAAAAAAAAAGUGUUUCAGUAUGUUUUGGACAGGAAUGAUGCGGGUGAAUCAUUUCCUUUAUUUGCUCAAUGCCUAGGCUUUGAGCUUGACAAUAAUAUCUUGGAGACUUUUGAUGCCCAGAAUCAAGCAUCUACUCUUCAGUUUCCCAGCUAUUCUUUUGAGGGCACAGUGUUUCAAAGCAGGCUCACACAAAUCUGGUGAUGGUGGCGGUCCAUAUUUUCUUGGUGCUAGAGAAUGAUGCAUGAAGAUUUAUUUUGUAUAAAUGUUUAGAUGGGUGAAAAUUUCCUUUGUAUAUGUUUUAAUUUUCUUAGAGUUCUUCAUGAAUUUGCUUAAUUGGUCUCAAAAAGUUGCUUCAUGUGAACAUUGAGUUGAAUGGCAGUAUUAGUGAAGUAGAAAUAACCAGUGAGGAGAUUAGGAAGGGUGGUGGUGGUUGUGAUUCCAGUAAAAAGUUGCUCGUGAUACUACUUCUUUUCAUGUACUAAUUCACGUGGUUUCAAAAUAUGGAAAGUAACUUUUUUAUUCUA